Molecule: messenger RNA, 1797 nt
Organism: Tribolium madens (black flour beetle)
Lineage: Eukaryota; Metazoa; Arthropoda; Insecta; Coleoptera; Tenebrionidae
Gene: Nle
Product: notchless protein homolog 1
Exons: 1
Coding region: 243-1661 (472 amino acids)
Biological process (GO): ribosomal large subunit assembly; Notch signaling pathway
Cellular component (GO): nucleolus
Molecular function (GO): protein binding
Source: RefSeq, a predicted model, not a curated record
AUGACAGGUGUCACAAUUGAAUGAUUUUGGGCGUUUUUUACGCUAUUGCUUUAUUAAUUGGACAAUAAUUAAAUUCAAUGCGUGUUUUUGUUUGACAAAAAUCGGUUUAAUAUUUUUUUUAUUAUUAUUAAUACGGUAAAAAUGUGUGAACAGUGGUGCCAACCGGUGUCCUUAACCUCACAUUGACAUGUGCCAAAAGUGAGGUUAUUUGUGUUUUUUAAAUCAGUGAAAAGUGAGCAAUAAUGAUGGAAUCGGGGGGCGAAAUUGCCCAAAGACACGUUUUGUGUCGGUUCAAGUCAGAUUCUGGUGAAAUCGCCGGUGAUAUAAUCGAUUUACCCUUGUCUUGUACUGUGCCCCAAUUGACCGAAAUUUGUAAUGCUCUCCUCCAAAGUACGAACAUUUCGUACAUUUUUUACGCCAAUGACACCGAAAUCACUCACUCGCUUGAAAAAACCUUAAAUUUGUCGGAUUUAAACACCGAAACUGUUAUUGAUAUCCUCUACCAGCAGCAGGCCGUGUUUCGGGUGCGCCCCGUGACAAGAUGUACGAGUUCAAUGCCAGGACAUGCCGAAGCUGUCAUUUCUGUGUGUUUUUCCCCCGAUGGUAGACAACUAGCGAGCGGUUCCGGCGAUACAACAGUCCGAUUUUGGGAUGUGGACACUCAAACACCGUUUCGGACAUGUAAGGGGCACACGAAUUGGGUUUUGUGCAUUGCAUGGGCCCCAAAUGGCUCUAAACUAGCCUCGGCGUGUAAAGACGGCAAAGUUGUGAUAUGGAAUCCUGAAAAUGGGGCCCAAAUUGGGAAAACUCUAAUCGGGCAUAAAUCAUGGAUUACGGCCCUGAGUUGGGAGCCCUACCACCAAAACCCCGACUGUCGUUUUCUCGCCUCAUCGAGUAAAGAUUGUGACGUCAGGAUUUGGGAUACGGUCCUGUGUUUGUGUGUUAGAGUGAUUUCGGGGCAUUUGAAAAGUGUGACUGUGGUGAAAUGGGGGGGUUUAGGGCUUAUUUAUACAGCAUCACAGGACCGGACUGUGAAAGUUUGGAGGGCUAAAGAUGGGGUUUUGUGUCGGAGUUUGGAAGGACAUGCCCAUUGGGUCAAUACUUUAGCACUUAACACGGAUUAUGUGCUUAAAAUGGGGGCUUUUGAUCCGGUUAAAGACACACAAACACAAUCACAGGACUUUGCCCUACGUCGCUACAAUGAAAUCAUCUCUCCGAUUGGUGAUGAAAGACUUGUCUCGGGCUCCGAUGAUUUUACUUUGUUUUUGUGGGCCCCCUCGAAAGACAAGAAGCCGUUAAAUCGACUCACAGGACACCAACAAUUAGUCAAUGAUGUGAAAUUCUCACCUGAUGGUCGGAUUUUUGCCUCGGCUUCUUUUGAUAAAAGUAUUAAAUUGUGGGAGGCGAAAAAUGGUAAAUUUAUUUGUACUCUUCGAGGACAUGUACAAGCUGUUUAUGUGAUUGCAUUUUCGGCCGAUUCGAGACUUUUAGUUAGUGGAAGUGCCGAUUCGACACUCAAAUUGUGGAAUUUGAGGGAACGAAAAUUGGAAAUUGACCUUCCAGGACAUGAGGAUGAGGUUUAUGCAGUGGAUUGGGCCACAGAUGGCUCCAAAGUCGCCUCCGGAGGAAAAGAUAAAGUUCUCAAGUUGUGGCAAAACUGAAUAUCAAAAUUUGACGUUUCUAACUGUCAAAAUUCAAUUUUUGGCAACUGAAUGUCAAAAUUUGACGUUUCUAACUGUCAAAAUUCAAUUUUUGGUUAGGUUUAUGUUGACAAUUGAAUAAAUCAACUGAUUUUUA